Messenger RNA from Talaromyces atroroseus, 2235 nucleotides. RefSeq lists its product as hypothetical. Lineage: Eukaryota; Fungi; Ascomycota; Eurotiomycetes; Eurotiales; Trichocomaceae. The transcript has 7 exons. Gene Ontology annotation, cellular component: nucleus. The record is from RefSeq and is a predicted model, not a curated record. Bases 1 to 2235 code for a protein of 744 amino acids. Gene Ontology annotation, molecular function: RNA binding. Gene Ontology annotation, biological process: mRNA splicing, via spliceosome.
AUGGCACACGACAACAGGUUCCCCCCGGGGCCCUAUCGCUCCUCUGCUUACGACGACCGCAUGUAUGACGAUCGAUAUUCAAGGUCUCGCUCCGUCGAGCGCGGACACUACGGCGGUACACGCUCCUCCCUGCAUGAAGAGAAGAAACAAAUUUUUGCAAUAUUCGAGCUUCUGGCUAAUGAAUUGAUGGGUUUUAUCACACAAAAGACCAUGCUCGGGACACUCCUCGAGGACCAGCCGGUCACCAUAGAAGACACGACUUCCCUGAAGAUCGAGACUACAGAGGCCGGUCACCUCCGCCACCACACCGCGGCGGCCGUCAAGCGGGCUAUAGAGAUCGCGACCGCGAGGGCUAUCGUUCCCCAGAUUACGACAGUCGCAGUCGCAGCCGCAGCCAUGGUCGAGGUCAUGGUCGAGACCGCGACCGUGAUCGCCAUCGUCCUGGCCAGGAAAGCCGAGAAACAAGAAGCUGAGAUGUGCAAAUCGCUGGGCGUGCCCCCCGUUGCACCCCGGUUGAUGAGUGGACAGAUCUCGAAUGAAUUAUUAGACUAUUAUCAUGUUCGAGGAUUGGAAGACGUCCGAGUCAUCCGUGAUAGACAGACAAAGUUAUCGCGCCAAAUAGGUUUUCUCCGCUUUCAUACUUUGAAUGACUCGAGAGAUUUCAUGGAUCAAAACGCACCUAUUCUCUACCUCUACGGACGAAAGCAUGGAAACGACGAUCGCGCUGCCAAAGUUCGCAUCGCAUACACUCGAGAAAGGGACGACCGUCGUGCAAGGCCGGAGGGCGAGUGGACUUGUAGAAAUUGCUCAUUUGACAAUUUCUCAACCCGCCAAAAAUGCUUUCGCUGUCAGGCAGACCGUGCUGAAGCGGAAAUGGCGCCUGAGGAAAUGCCGGCUCGUGUCGUCAACAUCGGAGACAACGACGUGGCUCCGGAUAACACUCCCUCCCAGUUCUUACUAUUCCGAGGAUUGGAUGGUUCUGCUACUGAAGAGGUGUUUUCCAAGGGAGUCACAAAACUAUACAAGCCUAGCGCCGAUGAUUCUCAGCACGCAGAAAAUGGCCCUAAAAAGUCAAAAGUUGUCUCUACCACUGGGAACUCGAAUCUAGGUGCUAGGGAAGGGUCUUUACGGCGAGUUCUGCUUGUUCGUGAUCGUCGGACGAAUGAAAGCUGGAAGUUCGGGUUCGCCGAAUUUGCUACUGUCGAGGAUGCACAAGCCGCUCUGACGAAGUUGAACGCCUUUGAAAAGUUUACAAUCGCUUCGAAGACAGUCCUAGCCAGCUAUAUCCACGCUGGUGUAUUCGUGCCUGUGAUCAAUCCCACCCCCAGCACAGCAAGAUUCACUUUCAGUCCGCUGAAUAACCCCGCAAUGAAACUCGCAUAUUGGGACGAAGAAGGCUAUGUCACGGAACUGCUAGUGUCAAAGGAAGAGCUGGACAAAAAGCCCAAGGCGGACUCAAAAGCUACGAAAGACGGUGAUAAAGCCAAAAAGAGAAAAGCAGAGGCUUCCGGCUCGGCGGGUGUGAAGAAGACAGCAAUGCCUUCGCAUCUCCAGUUCUGGUCUGAUCGACAUGCAGAAUUGCAUGGCAUCCAACGGAAGGACGACCACGACAAUGAAGAAUCGAACAAGGCGUCUGAAGGACGGCCUCCUAGUACUACGUCACCGGCAGCACCUCCGAGUCGAUCAUACGCCGACCCCAAUCGCAACUGCUGCUACCUGUGCAUGCGCCAAUUCAAGUCAGCGGCAGAAGUCAACCGACACGAACGGCUCAGUCAAUUACACCGUGAUAAUCUCAACAAUGAAGCGUUCAUAACAAGGGCAUUGGCAAAGCUCGAAAAACAUCGCAACGACCCACCCACCGCCGAAUAUCGGGAUCGCGCCAAAGAACGCCGCCACGCAUUUGGGAGUUCUCGACAAACCCAGAACAAAGCCAAGCCUGCUGCUGCUGUUGCCGUCAAGGAAGACGAGCCCACGACCAUUCCUGCCCAGUCUAAAGGCGCAGCUCUGCUGAGCAAAAUGGGCUGGUCUGCAGGGUCUGGGCUGGGUGCGCAGGGAACGGGUAUUUCAGCCCCUAUCGCCACCGAUGUAUAUGCACAGGGUGUUGGACUCGGGGCGCAAGGCGGCAAGCUCGGCGACGCAUCUGAAGAAGCAGCCCGAAACACGCGAGGUCGGUAUGACGAGUUUUUGCAGAAGACAAAGGAGUUGGCUAGAGAGAGAUACGAGCGGAUGUCCUAG